GCUCCGACACAGCAGGCGCGGACCCCAGACAAUAGCAGCAUAUCGUCGACGCCUUCUGCUGUGCUCUCGUCAUGGCGAUGGGUUCGCUGAAUUUUUCCCUAUUGUCUUUCGGCAAAAGUCACCGUAUUCUCGUCGGCGAAGGGGCUGUCCACAUAUAGAUGGGUCUCUUCGGGCACGCAAGCGUUUCUUCCAUACCUCUCUUCGUUCUCUCUUCCAAGACCUGUCCUCAACACGACGAACCCAUCGGUUCAAAUGAACAGCCCUCAGGCGCAGAUGGCGCGCUCUCGCUACGGCGCGUCGAUUAUACAGCUUCCGCCAUCCGGAAACGGCGCCACGCAAGUACUCCCUCUAGUUCAAACUCAGCCGCCGCCGCCGCCGCCGCGACCGAAGGUGGAGCGGGCGAGCGCGAACUUGAAGAAGGAUUCUGUGGAAGGAGAUAAAGGCGAGACUUUGACGGUUAUGGAACAAUCUACAAUCGUCGGGCCGCUAGUCUCUCCGCCGCUGUACCACAACCAAUACUCCUCUGCAGUGGACAUCGCACGCCCUACUCCUGCGCUCGAAAGCGUCACGGUCUCGCCCCACCCAUGCUUCAUCGAUCGCUUGCCGACGGAGCUUCUAUGCGUCAUCUUCAUGAUGUGCGGCGACCCGAACAAGCUCUUCGCGUACCCGCGCAACGAGCCGUCGGACAAGAAGGCCGCUCAGAACAAGACCCAUUUCUACAGCAGGGCGACAAUAGUCAUUGGUCAUGUCUGCUCUCGAUGGUUCCACAUUACGCGGGGCUGCCCACAGCUCUGGACUAUGGUCGACAUGCCGCUACCCCAGCUCUCUGACGUCGUCGCGCUCAGACUCAGUCUCAAGUACUCUGCGAAUCUUCCCCUCACACUUCGAAUCAACGACUAUCACUACACUCCCGAAGAGCGUCGAGGCACAGACGCUUGCACAGCAUUGAUGCGCCUGGUCGCUGCGUCUGCCUCUCGCUGGGAGGAGAUAUCCAUCAUCCUGCUGGGGCGCGUCAAGUUAGCCGAUAUGGUCCAGCCGCUUUUGGAAGUUCCGCGAACAUCCUAUAGCUGUCUUAUGCGUGCGAUGAUUCGCUUCGAGUCAGAUGACGACAGGUCGGUGACAAUGCGCCUUUGGGAGAUGUUCUACGCGUCCCCCGCCCUCAGAAUUGCUCAGUGGUUCUACGCGCGUAUCAAUGCCCCUCAAAUCGUCCUUCACCAUCUCACCCACAUCGGUGCUUGUGUUAUACGCCCUGAGAAGCUCACGGAGCUUCUCGCGGCUUGUCCUAAUCUCGAGGUGCUGCAAGUUGCCGUCCGACCCGCUCCGGGUAUAUACCCUGGCCAGGAGGAUGGUUAUCUGUUCCCAGUCAUAUCGCCGCCCGUCGUCCUUUCGCAUCUACGGACCCUCGAGCUGAGCCGCAUGUGGGACUGGUCGCGCGUCUUCGACAGCGUCACCCUGCCCCGUAUUAGAUGGCUCCGUAUGUCCGGAGCAGGGAUACAAUCUCAAGCGAUCAGCGCAAUGUUGCGUCGCUCGUCAGCGAGGCUGGAGGUGCUCGUCUUACGGCGAUUAUUUUGGGGAAACGAUGAGGAGGUGACAGCUCUACUUCAGUGUCCUGAGCUACAGCAUCUGAAGAUCUUUUGCUAUCAUCCAUAUGAAGGACGUAGCAAUAGGCGACCGCCGGACCUAUUGGAUCCUUCACCGUAUAUCCCACCUGCGGUCGUAAAGUAUACAAAGGUUUAUGGAGAAAUCGAAGCUAUGUAUGAUUCUUACAGAUUUUGAUAGUCUAUAGUACACGAAUGUCAUACAUACACCUCACUGCAUCGAGUGGUCGUAAAAUGCAACAUCAGAUAUCGUAGUUUAUCCUCCAGUGCUCGUGAAGAUUGAAUAUCUCUUUGACCACGGAAG
Molecule: messenger RNA, 1902 nt
Organism: Schizophyllum commune H4-8
Lineage: Eukaryota; Fungi; Basidiomycota; Agaricomycetes; Agaricales; Schizophyllaceae
Exons: 6
Coding region: 253-1776 (507 amino acids)
Source: RefSeq, a predicted model, not a curated record